Pecten maximus is the source of this 7262-nucleotide messenger RNA. RefSeq names its product beta-hexosaminidase-like. Gene Ontology annotation, biological process: carbohydrate metabolic process; glycosaminoglycan metabolic process; ganglioside catabolic process. Bases 59 to 2626 code for a protein of 855 amino acids. The transcript is spliced from 8 exons. Gene Ontology annotation, molecular function: beta-N-acetylhexosaminidase activity; polysaccharide binding. Gene Ontology annotation, cellular component: membrane. Lineage: Eukaryota; Metazoa; Mollusca; Bivalvia; Pectinida; Pectinidae. The record is from RefSeq and is a predicted model, not a curated record.
CAAUGGUGGCAAGGGAUACCGGCCUGUCACUUCCACUUUCGAAUGUCAAGUCUUCAAGAUGGAUCAAUCUUCGUUAGAUUCUAUAGCAAACAAUUUGGACAUCAAAUACCAAGUCACUGACAACGUAGCUGCUAGGAAAUCAUAUAUAGCCAAAGUGAUACUAACAAAUACAGGUGACGUGCCUUUAAAGGGGAAUGGAAAGUGGGCCAUCUACUUUUGUCACAUUCGCAUGGUGGAACCCCUGACACUUCCAGAUGCUGAUCAGAUAUGUAUGGAAAAGUAUGGUGUCAAGUUUUGUCAUAUCAAUGGAUGUCUUUUUACAUUGGAGCCAUUAAAAUCAUUCAAAACUUUAAAGAAAAAUGAUAGUCUAGAGAUCACUUUUACAGCUGAAUACUACUCUGUUGCUAGAUCAGAUUUGAUGCCAAACUGGUACAUAACAUGCAAAGAUCUGAUACCAAGAAUAAUCCAGAGUACGCAAGGAGAAGACCUUAACUACAUUUUACCAUUUGACACUCCAGAAAGCUGGAAAAGGCAUAAAUGGGACAAAUACGAUCCAUUUAGUCAAGAAGUAAGGUAUGAGAAAAACCACGUGGAUGAUUUGGGCAAGGCUGGAAGUCUUGUGACACCUAUACCUUAUCGCCUCACAGUGGUCAGUGAUGGGACAUUAGACCUCUCCAAACAGUCCUGGUGCAUAGUAGCCAAUCAGGAGGUGAUGGAAGAAGCCCAAUUUCUUAAGGAAAAAUCAGAUUCAAUUAAACUUAAUCUUCAAAACAACCAGGAUCUGAAACUUGAACAGAACCAUGUGAUCGUGUUAAAAAUUGGUCCAGUCACAGUAAACAGUGAAGAAUGCAAGGAAAGUGAUAAGCUAGAUGCUUAUGAAUUGAUUGUUAAACUUGAAGAAGAAGUAAUAGAAGUCAUUGGAAGUUCUGCAGUCGGAGUGUUUUAUGGUGUUCAGACUGUGCUUUCUUUACUGGAAGGAUGUGAGGUGCCUCAUGUUCACAUCCUAGACUUUCCCAGGUACUCUUAUCGAGGAAUGCAUUUAGAUGUAUCACGCAACUUCCAUAAAAAGGAGUCGGUACUCAAACUGCUGGAGGUCAUGGCCAUGUACAAGAUGAACAAGUUCCAUUUCCAUCUGACUGACGAUGAAGGAUGGCGUCUGGAAAUCCCAGGGCUGGAGGAACUGACUUCCGUUGGAAGUCGCAGAGGUCAUGACCUUGAGGAGAAGACAUGUAUCUUACCCAUGCUUGGAUCGGGCCCUAACUUUGACACCUCAGGUUCCGGUUAUUAUUCUGUAGAAGAUUACAAGGAAAUACUCCAAUUUGCCAAACGACGUCACAUUGAGGUCAUUCCAGAGAUCGACAUGCCAGGUCACAGUCACGCUGCAAUCAAGGCAAUGCAGGCACGGUAUUGCCGUUUCCAAGAGGUCAAUGAUGUUGAGUCAGCAAGGGAAUAUCUCCUAACAGACUUCCAUGACAGUGAGAGUGUUACUACGUCAGUUCAAAUGUAUUCAGAAAAUUCCAUGAAUCCGGGUUUAGAUUCUACCUAUAAAUUUGUAGACAAAAUUGUGAAAGAGGUAAAGGAUAUGCACGCUGAAAUCAUGCCCUUGAAGACAUUUCACUUUGGGGGAGAUGAGGUACCAUAUAAAGCCUGGAAAAAGUCUGCUGCCUGUGAAAAACUUAUUGAGAAUGGAGACGUGGAGUCCUUUGAUAAGCUCAUGGAACACUUUGUUAAAAGGCUUGCAGAGGUGGUGGCUAAGCAUGAUUUGUCACUUGGUGCUUGGCAGGAUGGUCUCAUCCACAGUGGGAUUACACCUGUAGAAAGGACUAAGUUUCCUAACGAGGAAGUACUGGCUUAUGCAUGGCAAAAUGUAUGGGAAUCUGGUCUUGCUGGAUUUGCCUACAAGCUGGCCAAUGCUGGUUACAAGGUGGUGAUGUCUCAGGCAACCCACUUAUACUUCGACCACCCAUAUGAGCCAGACCCAGAGGAGGUAGGAUUGUAUUGGGCAACCAGAUACAUAGAUACAAGGAAAACAUUCAACUUCAUGCCAGACAACAUCUUUGCCAAUGCUGAUGUGAAACUGACUGGUAAGGCGCUCUCCAGGGAGGACAUUGAAAAAUGUAACGAAGACAAUGACAUACUGACUGAAAAGCAAAAUGUGAUAGGUAUGCAAGGACAGCUAUGGAGUGAGCUUGUACGUACCUCCGACGUCCUCGACUCGAUGAUCCAUCCACGUCUUCAGGCGCUGGCUGAACGAGCUUGGCACAAAGCACCAUGGGAAGAAAUCGGUGAUGUGAAUAAACUUAAAAAAGACCAAACUGCAGACUGGACAAUGUUUUCGAACUCUCUGGGGUACAAAGAGCUGCGUAGGCUGGAUAAAAUGGGCGUGGCCUACCACAUCCCUCCCCCUGGUGCAAGAGUUGAAGGUGACAAAUUACAUGUGAUAUCAGCCUACCCUGGAUUACCGCUGUGUUACAGCACAGACAACGGCACUACCUGGCUAGACGUGGAAGAGAGCGUCCAGGUCAAACCAGGAGACAAAAUAAUCAUUGUAUGCAAAUCUGCAGACAAGUUAAGGUCCAGUCGAAGGAUGACGCUAACUGUUCCUGGUGCCAGCCUUUCAAAGUGAUGUGAUAAAGGAUGUAUCAUUCAGACAUAAUUCUCUAUAUUUUACUGGCCUUAAAUUCUGUGUAUGACAUUGUGCUGAAUAUGACCAUGGUAAAAUUGUGUGUAUGACAUUAUUGUUACAGUACUAAACAUAUCAUGGUAAAAUUGUGUGUAUGACAUUAUUGUACUAAACAUAUCAUGGUAAAAUCCUGUGUAUGACAUUGUACUAAACAUAUCAUGGUAAAAUUGUGUGUAUGACAUUGUACUAAACAUAUCAUGGUAAAAUCGUGUGUAUAACAUUGUACUAAACAUAUCAUGGUAAAAUCCUGUGUAUGACAUUGUACUAAACAUAUCAUGGUAAAAUCCUGUGUAUGACAUUGUACUAAACAUAUCAUGGUGAAAUCCUGUGUAUAACAUUGUGCUGAACAUGAUCAUGGUAAAAUCCUGUGUAUAACAUUGUGCUGAACAUGAUCAUGGUAAAAUCGUGUGUAUAACAUUGUACUAAACAUAUCAUGGUAAAAUCGUGUGUAUGACAUUAUUGUACUAAACAUAUCAUGGUAAAAUCCUGUGUAUGACAUUGUACUAAACAUAUCAUGGUAAAAUUGUGUGUAUAACAUUGUACUAAACAUAUCAUGGUAAAAUCCUGUGUAUGACAUUGUACUAAACAUAUCAUGGUAAAAUCGUGUGUAUAACAUUGUACUAAACAUAUCAUGGUAAAAUUGUGUGUAUAACAUUGUACUAAACAUAUCAUGGUAAAAUCCUGUGUAUGACAUUGUACUAAACAUAUCAUGGUAAAAUUGUGUGUAUAACAUUGUACUAAACAUAUCAUGGUAAAAUCCUGUGUAUGACAUUGUACUAAACAUAUCAUGGUAAAAUUGUGUGUAUAACAUUGUACUAAACAUAUCAUGGUAAAAUCCUGUGUAUGACAUUGUACUAAACAUAUCAUGGUAAAAUUGUGUGUAUAACAUUGUACUAAACAUAUCAUGGUAAAAUUGUGUGUAUAACAUUGUACUAAACAUAUCAUGGUAAAAUCCUGUGUAUGACAUUGUACUAAACAUAUCAUGGUAAAAUCCUGUGUAUGACAUUGUGCUGAACAUGAUCAUGGUAAAAUCCUGUGUAUGACAUUGUGCUGAACAUGAUCAUGGUAAAAUCCUGUGUUACUCCUUGUACAACAUUGUGCUUGUGACACAAUUAUUUGUUUAAGAUUGUGCUAACUUUUAAUCUAUUACUAUCAAACUCUCUGCUGAUCCCCUUCUAUAGAAAUAUAUCCUAGGUAAAUUGUGUGUCUACAUUGCUGUGUGAUUGUUCUGAGCAGUAUGUCCUUUAUCAUGCUAGUCCAAGCUAGAACCACUAUUAUCUUAUAGACAUUAAUGGGAUUUGGCCAUGCAUGUCGUAAACAGUGUACUAGUAAGAUAUAUCAGCCAAUCAUAUUGUAUUCUUAGCAAAAAACAAGUUAUGAAAGAGUCAUGGAAUUUGUUAAGGCAAUGUUUUUUUUGUUCAUUGGAACUUUUGUUAAUCUAGACUCCAUUUUUCUAGUUAUGUACCAUCCAAACCAGUGAUUUGAGGGAUUGUUUCAGUUGAUUUCAUAUUCAGUAACAUAAUCUGCCUUAACAAAAAAUUUAAAUGAGUUACUGUUUCCAUGACGAUCGAGUUUGGUUUAAUUCUGAAUUUCUUUUUUGAUGGAUUUUGAACUGAUGUUGUUCGAUGACUAUAUUACUUUGUGAGCAUUCUUGGUGCAAUAACAGAAAAGAUGCAUUGAUAUAUAUUGUGUGUAAUGUAUCACAUUGAUACAAAUUAUACUUUUGUAUAUGUAGACGAUUCUGUAGAUAAAGGUUUCACAGUUUUGAAUUUUUGGAAUUUUAGUUACAUUGACAUUUAAAUACCACACUUAUUCUAAAGUAGUUUUUUUUAGUUUUUUUUAAAUUAAUAUAUGAAAUGUAUCUACAAUGUAGACAGUUGUCGUGUACAUAAAUGUAUUUUAGUUAUCAAUUAAUUUCCUGCUAAUUUAAUUAUAAUGCAAUAUAAUAUGUAUCAUAACUUAUUUUAAGUUGAAAUACAUUUGGAAAGUACUAUAUGAAUACCUGGUAAGUGACAUUAUCAAUCCACAAGUACAGUGCAGAAAAUAGUCUUAUAACUGAGUGUAGAGGGUUUUGAAAAUGAAAAUUGUUCUUUCCUUGGCUCUGGAAUCUUGAACAAUUUAGGGAAAUUUUAGGUGAUUGAUCUUGUAAUCAGUUUUCAACAAUCAAACAAUUAUGACAAUUUCUCAUAUACAAAUAUAUUUUUCACAGUGUAUGUAAACAUUAAAUACAUUUUCAAGUAAAUUGAAUUUUUAUGAUUUAAAAAAUCUCCAGAUCAGUUCCUACAAAAACAUCCUACUAUACUGUAUCAUGUUUGCGGUAUGUGUUGUACACAAUGAGCUCUACACUAGUGCUUUCUCUCAGGUUUUACAGACCUGUAUAUGAUGUUUUCUGAUGUUAGGUUAAUCUCAAACUUUGAAAAUAUGUUGAAAAUUGAAUGUUCAUGUCAUAUUUAAUUGAAUAGACAUGUAAAAUGGAAUCCAUAUUGUAUUAAGAAGCUGUUGCAGCUCAGUUUUGUGGAGAGUGAUUGAAUUCCAUGGCUUUACAGGACAGUCUGAGAUCUUAAUCUCCUAAAAACUUACAACACAAACCCCCACGGACAGGGAAAACUUUGCUUUGGUAUUUAUCUGAGAAUGUAUUGAUCUGACUGAGCUAUCUAUUUAAGGCCCUGAUGGAAGUCUGUUAAAAUGGUAACGAUACAAAUUUAAAAUAGGAUUUCAGUAAUACAUGUGUCAGAGUGAAAAUUUUGUUUACCAGGUAAUCAAUUCAAUUCAACAUACAAAAAAAAUGUAUGUACAUUAAUUUAGUUCAUUUUAUAAACAAUCAAAUUUAUAAACUGUUACAAUGUAUAGGUAUACGAGAACACACAUAAUAUCUACAUUUUGUUUUUAUGCCAGAAUUACUGUUUUAUCCAUGAUAUCCAGUUAUAAAGUCCCUAACAGUACAUGUUCUGACUGCCUGCCCAAUACAAACAAUUCUAUUUAUAUGAAGAAUUUACUCACAGCUACAAUGUAGUAUGUUUUAAGAGCAUAAUUAUACAUUUGUAUAAAUGAACAUAAGAUGGUACAUAUAUUCUAGCAGAGACUUGUAUGGUAUAUACGUCUCUGAUUCUAGGCUCCCAAUUAUUAUCCUAUAAUAGUAUAGUAAGCAAUUAGCUUUUAAGGUCAAGGCAUAUUGUGUAUAAUGUAAAUAAUAGGUAUAUUAUGUAUAUGUGGUUACCCCCACCGAUAUGAUUACCAUGGUAGUAAUCCUACAAUAAGAGCUUUUAUUUUGACCUCAUAUAUAUAUAUAUGUAUAGAUAGUCAAGUUCAAACACUUUGUAUGAAUUUGUUAUAUUCACUAAACUUUACCAUAUUGCUAGUGAUUUGUUAUAUAUUGUACAUGGAAUAUGGGUCAAAUCAAAGUCCUUUAUGUCACUAUAACUAUAUACAAUGUACUUAUCGCACAACCAGAACUUUUUUUCUGAAAUUAUUUUUCAAAGGUCACCAGCCCACAUUGAUUUUAUAAUCAGAAAUGUGCAAACUACUCAAAAGGCCACUGUUAUCAAGUAUUCUCACUAGAUAACAAUGAGAAUGGCAUCAAGUAUUCUCACUAAAUAACAAAAAGAAUGUCAUCAAGUAUUCUCACUAAAUAACAAAUAAAAUGUCAUUAAACAAGCAUCUACACUAACUAGGUUAUAGAUCAAGAGGCAUCUGUUCAUGAAGAAAUGUUAUUGGCUGCCUAGACAAAAGAUCAAGGGGCAAAUUAUUAAUGAGAAAACAACUAUUGGAUAUCUAGACAACAGGUCAAGGGUCACAUAAUGGAGCCCUAUCAUUGGCUAUCUAGGCAAGAGGACAUGGAUCACAAAAUAGAGCCAUAUCAUUGGUUGUCUAGAUAACAGGUCAAGAGUACUAGUCACAAUCGAGCCUGUACAAUUGGCUGUAGGCCGAAUGGAAACAAAAGAUGAUUCUGUUUUGUUUUUGAACCCAGUAUUAAAAUGUAUCUUGUCUGCCCUAAGAGCAAGUUAGCUUAUGUAUGGGAUGGAUAACAUCGGGGUUAGGGUUAGCAUUAGUCCACGGAUGAUGCCAUAUGACAUAUGUAAAAAUACCUUGAUUCAUAUCCAAGGACAUAAGGGUCAGCCUUGUCAACACAUGACUUCCAAGUAACUGCUAUACUCAAAACACAAUAUUUGGUUCGAGAGUUGCUUGGGAGAAAAACCAUUUGCAUCAAAGAAAAUGCUCUUAACCCCACAUUCAAGAUCAGAGAUAAAGUUUUUGGAAACUUUCAAGUGACUAUACUGACAAAAUUAUGGCCUGUACGUUUCUCCAUACAAUACAAACAAGUUUGUUGUGAAAAUAGUGAUGAUUUGUUAAAGGCUACAAUCUAGACUCGCCUUGAUCCUCAUUGUUGUUCACAAAUACAAAUAUAAAGUAUGCUUGUGAACAGCAUGAAAUACAAAGUGGUGAGCAAUGCUGGCCCAUUGGGCAUGUAGUAAAAUUACUGUUAAAUGGAGCCGUUGUGUAUGUGUAUACAUGUAGUUAACUUAUAAUUAUUAACUAUGAAAGCUGUUUAUGAUACAUAUGUAAUAAAGUAAUGAGCAUA